AUGAACAAUCAACAGGGCAGCCAGGACCCCCGCAUCCCCCACGGGGCCCCGUCCGCCCACGCACCCUUCCACCCAUCUCCGCUCCAAGCCGUCCAUACCAACUUGGAUGCGUCCGCAGGCAAUGCCAGCAAUAGCCAUCUCCCCGCGCCGUCGACCAUCCCUCCCUCGACCUCGACCAUAGCUGACGCCAACAUCACCCUCCUCCGCCAGCGCCUCGCAGCAGCCACGGCCGAGUACCAGAUCCUCGCGCUCAACUCGCCAGACAAGCUCCGCGCCUAUGCCAAGGUCCUCAAGGCCAAGCUCGCCCUGACAGACGCCGAGCACGCAAAAACACUCAGCGACCUCAAGAUCGAAAACCAAGACCUGGACUUCGAGCUCCAACUCGCGCUGCACGUCACCCCAGCGAACAUGCGCAAACUCGUCCAACGCCUCGCGGAAGUUACACGCGAGCGGAACCGACUGGCAAGGGAACUGGCCUUUUCCGAGUAUGCGCAGCCUCUGCCCCCGAACGCCAUGAUCACGAACCUGCGUCGGCAAAUCGAGGAGCUGACCGAAAGGCUGGACGACGCGCUGUUCAUGCACGAUAUGAAUCGUAGCUUCUACGCCCUGCGGAAUCGAGAGGCGACCAUGGCGCGCCGCGCCUACCUGGCUCAGAUCGCGCGCUUCAGGGAGAUCGCGGCCUUGCCUGUGGCUGCGGGGUGGGAGGCCUUUGGAGCCCAGAUCCGGUACCUGGAUUCGAUCAAGGGGCAGGGUGUUGGGCUGGAGAUCGCGGAGGAGGAGUUGGAUGCGCAGCGGCGUGUUCAGGAGGAGGGGAUCGUGCAGCGUCUUUUGAUGGAUAGAGCCCGGGGGCAGGGAGGGAUUUAG
This is a messenger RNA of Aspergillus mulundensis, 864 nucleotides long. RefSeq lists its product as uncharacterized. The transcript is spliced from 2 exons. The record is from RefSeq and is a predicted model, not a curated record. Bases 1 to 864 code for a protein of 287 amino acids. NCBI's taxonomy places the organism in Eukaryota, Fungi, Ascomycota, Eurotiomycetes, Eurotiales, Aspergillaceae.